GCAGCUAAUGAUGGCACAGAGCCUCAUCUAAUUUCUAGACCUCACUGAACCAGGACCGAACCAUAAACGGCGAACGCCGACUCUGUUACGAAAGAAGGAAACGGAGCUGCAAAUGUCGACGGCAAGAAUUCAAUCGAGCACGGCGUCUGCUCUCUCCGCCACCGUCAAGCACCACCUCUUCCCCAACCUCCGCCCCCCUGGAAACCAUCUCGUUUCACGGCCCAAUAUCGCGAGACUGAGAACUACCAGAGGCCUCACGGUCGCAAUGGCCGCUCCUCUUGAAGUCUGCGUCAAGGCUUCCGUCACUACUCCCAACAAGUUGGGUGACUGCCCCUUUUGUCAAAGGGUAUUGCUGACUUUGGAGGAAAAGCAUCUCCCCUAUGACAUGAAGUUGGUUGAUUUGGGAAACAAGCCAGAAUGGUUCCUAAAAAUCAGUCCAGAAGGUAAAGUUCCAGUAAUAAAAUUUGAUGAGAAGUGGGUUCCAGAUUCUGAUGUUAUCACACAGUCAUUGGAAGAAAAGUUCCCUGAUCCACCACUGGGAACUCCAGCAGAGAAAGCUUCAGUUGGAUCAAAGAUCUUUUCCACAUUCAUUGCCUUUCUUAAGAGCAAAGAUCCGAGUGAUGGAACUGAACAGGCAUUGCUGAAUGAGCUAAGUGCAUUGAAUGAUCAUAUCAAGGAAAAUGGCCAUUUCAUCAAUGGGGAGAAGAUUUCUGCAGCCGACUUAUCUCUAGGACCAAAGCUCUACCAUUUAGAGAUUGCUUUGGCGCAUUAUAAAAAAUGGUCCGUUCCAGACUCACUUCCACAUUUGAAGUCCUACAUGAAGACAAUUUUCUCAAAGGACUCUUUCCUUAAAACUCGUGCCCUCCCAGAGGAUGUAAUUGCGGGUUGGCGUCCAAAAGUCAUGGGAUAAUUCUUUCUGCCGCUGGAACUCUCUUUUUGGAGGCCUUCAGGUAUCUUCCCCUAUAUUUCAAGAAUGAAUAUGAAGAGGUAUAAUAUUACAAACCAGAUGAGCCUCCCUUACUAGUAAACCUGAUUAAGCUUCAUUUAUUCUGUAGUUAGAGUUGGGAUAUUAAAAUGAUUGAGACGACAUACUGUAGAGCUUCAUAUGAAGUGUAACUCAUUUAAUAAUCGUGUUGUAUAUUAUUAACACAAUUAAUCUAGUCACGAUAAGGUUAAAGUCAUUUUCAGUGGUAAAACUUGUUUUGGUCAUGCCAACCCAUAAUAAUGUAUUGCCAUCUCC
This is a messenger RNA of Rubroshorea leprosula, 1240 nucleotides long. Lineage: Eukaryota; Viridiplantae; Streptophyta; Magnoliopsida; Malvales; Dipterocarpaceae. The record is from the annotation of a GenBank genome assembly.